This is a messenger RNA of Phalacrocorax carbo (great cormorant), 12144 nucleotides long. The record is from RefSeq and is a predicted model, not a curated record. NCBI's taxonomy places the organism in Eukaryota, Metazoa, Chordata, Aves, Suliformes, Phalacrocoracidae.
UCGGCGGGGGAGGCAGCAAAGUUGGGCGGCUGCCGGGAAGUUUCGGAGCAUGGCGGAGCGGCCCGGGGCGCCCGGCCCCAGGCAGCGCGGCGGGGCGGCGGCAGGCGAGCGGCCGCGCUGAGCCCGGCCCAGCCGAGGCGAGCCCAGCCGAGCCCAGCCCAGCCGCGGGGCAGCCCCCGCCCGCCGGCAUGGCCCGCUGGAUCCCCACCAAGCGGGAGAAGUACGGGGUCGCAAUAUACAAUUAUGAUGCUGUCCAAGAUGUGGAGCUCUCCUUGCAAGUUGGUGACACUGUUCACAUUUUGGAGAUGUACGAAGGCUGGUACCGAGGAUACACACUCCGAAAUAAAUCUAAGAAGGGCAUUUUCCCAGAAACGUAUAUCCAUUUAAAAGAAGCAAUUGUGAAGGACCGGGGACAACAUGAAACAGUGAUUCCAAGUGAAUUGCCCCUUGGACAAGAACUCACUUCUACCCUGAGGGAGUGGGCAGUUAUCUGGCACAAGUUAUAUGUGGAUAACAAGACAACACAGUUUCGGCACGUCCAACAGAUGACUUACAGCCUGAUAGAGUGGCGGUCACAGAUACUGUCUGGGACCCUUCCCAAAGACGAGCUAGCUGAGCUCAAGAAGAAAGUCACUGCUAAGAUUGACUACGGCAACAGGAUCCUGGGUUUGGACCUGGUUGUACGAGAUGACAAUGGGAACAUCUUGGACCCAGAUGAAACUAGCACAAUCUCUCUCUUCAAGUCCCAUGAAACUGCAUCCAAAAGGAUUGAUGAAAGAAUCCAAGAAGAGAAGUCCCUGCAACAGAAUUUGGACCUCCGCGGGCAGCCGAUAUUCAACACAACACAUACAUACAGCCUGUAUGUAAACUUCAAGAAUUUUGUCUGCAAUAUUGGAGAAGAUGCAGAGCUGUUAAUGAGCCUGUAUGAUCCCGAUCUCUCCAAAUUCAUUAGUGAAAAUUACCUGGUUCGUUGGGGCAGUAAUGGGAUGCCUAAAGAGAUUGAGAAACUAAAUAACCUUCAAGCAGUCUUUACUGAUUUAAGCAGUUCUGACUUGAUCAGACCGAAAAUCAGCUUGGUGUGUCAGAUCGUGCGGGUGGGGCACAUGGAGCUGAAAGAUGGGAAGAAACACACCUGUGGACUCCGGAGGCCCUUUGGUGUGGCAGUGAUGGACAUAACCGAUAUCAUACACGGAAAGGUGGACGAUGAGGAAAAGCAACAUUUUAUUCCAUUUCAGCAGAUUGCCAUGGAAACGUACAUCAGACAGAGACAGCUAAUCAUGUCCCCACUGAUAACUUCCCAUGUGAUCGGAGAAAAUGAGCCCCUCACUUCUGUCUUCAAUAAAGUCAUUGCAGCGAAGGAAGUGAAUCAUAAAGGGCAAGGUCUCUGGGUCUCCCUGAAACUGCUUCCUGGUGAUCUAGUGCAGGUUCAAAAGGAUUUUUCCCACCUUGUAGACAGAUCCACUGCUGUGGCCCGCAAAAUGGGAUUCCCCGAGAUAAUCCUUCCUGGUGAUGUUCGAAAUGAUAUCUAUGUCACCCUGGUGCAAGGGGAGUUUGACAAAGGGAAGAAGAAGACUCCCAAGAAUGUAGAAGUCACCAUGUCUGUACAUGAUGAAGAUGGAAACCUCCAAGAGAAAGCUAUCCAUCCUGGUGCUGGUGAUGAAGGUGUCUCCGAAUAUAAGUCUGUUGUUUAUUAUCAAGUCAAACAACCUUGCUGGUAUGAAACUGUAAAGGUGUCCAUUGCAAUAGAAGAAGUCAGUCGUUGCCAUUUAAGAUUCACUUUCCGUCAUCGGUCAUCACAGGAGUCUAGGGAUAAGUCUGAGAGAGCUUUUGGCAUGGGCUUUGUGAAGUUGAUGAACGCAGAUGGAACAACGCUGCAAGAUGGCAAACACAAUUUGAUUGUUUAUAAGGGUGAUAACAAGAAAAUGGAAGAUGCUAAAUGCUAUUUAACUCUUCCUUGUACCAAAACGGAGAUGGAGGAGAAGGAGGUCCCCUCGGGGAAAAAUCUGCACCAUCUAGCCAACUUCACACCCACUAAAGAUAGUACAAAAGACAGCUUCCAGAUUGCCACUUUGAUCUGCUCCACCAAACUGACCCAGAACGUUGACCUGCUGGGUUUGUUGAACUGGCGUUCUAACUCUCAGAACAUAGCUCACAACCUAAAGAAGCUAAUGGAGGUGGAAGGAGGAGAAAUUGUAAAGUUUUUGCAAGACACCCUUGAUGCACUUUUCAACAUAAUGAUGGAAAUGUCAGAAAAUGAAACCUAUGACUUCCUUGUGUUUGAUGCACUGGUAUUUAUUAUUUCUUUGAUCGGAGACAUCAAGUUCCAGCAUUUCAACCCUGUACUUGAAACUUAUAUUUACAAGCACUUCAGUGCCACCCUGGCAUAUGUGAAACUCACCAAAGUACUGAACUGUUACGUGGGAAAUGCUGAUGACUCCAGCAAGACGGAAUUGCUAUUUGCUGCUCUGAAAGCCUUGAAGUACCUGUUCCGAUUCAUUGUUCAGUCACGAAUACUGUACCUGAGGUUUUAUGGGAAAAGUGAAGAUGGGGAUGAAUUUAAUGACGCAAUACGCAAGCUGUUCCUCUCCUUCAAUGUCCUCAUGGACCGGCCUUUAGAGGAGGCUGUCAAGAUUAAGGGUGCAGCUUUGAAGUAUUUGCCAAGCAUCAUAAAUGAUGUCAAACUAGUAUUUGACCCUGCUGAGCUCAGUGUCCUCUUCAGCAAGUUUAUCCAAAGUAUUCCCGACAACCAGCUAGUUCGACAGAAGCUGAACUGCAUGACCAAGAUAGUGGAGAGUGAUCUCUUUAAACAGUCCGAAUGCAGAGAUGCUCUUCUGCCACUGCUAAUAGAUCAGCUGAGUGGCCAGUUGGAUGACAAUUCAAACAAGCCUGACCAUGAGGCCUCCUCACAGCUAUUAAGCAGUGUUCUCGAAGUCCUGGAUCGGAAAGAUGUGGGACCCACAGCUGUCCACAUCCAGCUGAUUAUGGAACGCCUGCUCAGGAGAAUAAACCGCACCGUGAUUGGAAUGAGCAGACAGUCUCCGCACAUUGGUAUUUUUGUGGCCUGCAUGACAGCCAUCCUGAGGCAGAUGGACGAUUACCAUUACAGCCAUUACAUCAGUACUUUCAAAACCAAGCAGGACAUUAUUGACUUCCUGAUGGAAACAUUCAUUAUGUUUAAGGAUCUGAUUGGAAAAAAUGUCUACGCAGCUGACUGGAUGGUCAUGACUAUGAUGCAGAGCAGAGUUUUCCUCCGGGCGGUGGACCAAUUUACCUCUGUACUCAACCGUUUGUUUCUGGAUGAAGCAAAUUUCGAACUCCAGCUCUGGAAUAACUAUUUCCAUUUGGCAGUGGCCUUUCUCACUCAUGAAUCCCUCCAGCUGGAGACCUUCUCACAAGCCAAACGCAACAAAAUUAUCAAGAAGUAUGGGGACAUGAGGAAAGAAAUUGGCUUCAAAAUAAGGGAUAUGUGGUAUAACCUGGGUCGGCACAAAAUCAAAUUCAUUCCUGCAAUGGUAGGCCCAAUCCUGGAGGUAACCCUGGUCCCAGAGCCUGAGCUACGGAAGGCUACCAUUCCCAUCUUCUUCGAUAUGAUGCAGUGCGAGUUUAACUUCAGUGGGAACAGAAAUUUCCAUAUGUUUGAAAAUGAGUUGAUAACCAAGCUGGACCAGGAAGUGGAGGGUGGCCGAGGGGACGAACAGUACAAGAUCUUGCUGGAGAAACUCCUCCUGGAGCACUGUCGGAAGCAUAAAUAUCUGUCUGCUUCUGGAGAAGUGUUUGCUUUGCUGGUCAGCAGCCUGCUGGAGAACCUUCUGGACUACAGGACAAUCAUGCAUGAUGAAAGCAAGGAGAACCGCAUGAGCUGCACUGUCAAUGUGCUGAAUUUUUAUAAGGAGAAGAAACGAGAAGACAUUUAUAUCAGGUAUCUGUACAAGCUCCGGGACCUGCACAUAGACUGUGAGAACUUCACAGAGGCAGCAUACACUCUCCUCCUCCAUGCAGAGCUGCUCCAGUGGUCUGAGAAGCCAUGUGUCCCCCAUCUCCUGCAGAGGGACAGCUACUAUGUCUACUCACAACAGGAACUCAAGGAAAAACUCUACCAAGAAAUUAUCUCCUUCUUUGACAGGGGCAAAAUGUGGGAAAAAGCCAUUCAACUAAGCAAAGAGUUGGCUGACAUGUACGAAAACAAGGUCUUUGAUUAUGAGGGACUUGGUAAUCUCCUGAAAAAAAGAGCUACUUUUUAUGAGAAUAUUAUGAAGGCAAUGAGACCUCAACCAGAGUACUUUGCUGUUGGAUACUAUGGUCAGGGUUUCCCCUCUUUCCUCCGGAAUAAAAUUUUUAUCUACCGUGGCAAAGAGUAUGAACGAAGGGAGGACUUCAACCUGAAGCUGUUGACCCAGUUUCCUAGCGCUGAGAAGAUGACCAGCACUGCCCCUCCAGGAGAAGAGAUCAAGUCUUCUCCUAAACAGCAUGUGCAGUGCUUUAUUGUGAAGCCUGUGAUGAACCUGCCACCUAAUUAUAAAGACAAGCCUGUUCCUGAACAGAUCUUAAACUACUACAGAGCAAACGAGGUACAGCAGUUCACGCACUCCCGACCAGUCAGGAAAGGAGAAAAAGAUCCAGACAACGAGUUUGCUAAUAUGUGGAUAGAAAGGACAACCUAUACGACAGCGUAUUCAUUUCCAGGCAUUCUCAAGUGGUUUGAAGUCAAACAGGUUACAACGGAAGAGAUCAGCCCCUUGGAGAACGCCAUAGAAACGAUGGAGCUAACCAAUGAGAAAAUCAGCAACAUUGUCCAACAGCAUGUCUGGGACCGGAGUCUUCCUGUACAUCCUCUCUCCAUGCUCCUGAAUGGGAUUGUGGACCCAGCAGUCAUGGGGGGAUACACCAACUAUGAAAAGGCCUUCUUCACAGAGAAGUAUCUUCAAGAACAUCCUGAAGAUCAAGAUAAAAUUGAGCUGCUUAAGCAGCUAAUUGCUCUACAGAUGCCGCUGUUGGCAGAAGGGAUUAGGAUCCAUGGUGAGAAGCUGACAGAACAGCUGAAGCCUCUACAUGACAGACUGACAGCCUGUUUCAAAGAGCUGAAGAAGAAGGUGGAGAAACAGUAUGGUGUAAUAACUUUGCCUCCCUCCCUCACCGAAAGGAAACAGAGCAGGUCAGGCUCCGUCGUGUUGCCCUAUAUCAUGUCUUCCACGCUGAGACGGCUCUCUGUCACAUCCGUGGCGUCUUCUGUGGUCUCUACAUCUUCCACGUCGUCUGACAGCACUUCCUCCCGGCCAGGUUCAGACGGAUCUAUUCUGGAGCCUCUCUUGGAGAGAAGAGUAUCAACAGCUUCCAGAGCUGAGGAACUGCCCAUGAAAGAUGAUGGUGAUAACCGGAUUAGCAAACUCAAGCGGAAGGACUGGAGUAUUAGCAAGUCUCAGGUGAUCGUAGAGAAGGAGCCAGAAAUGGAACUGACUUCCAAAACGGGCAUGUCAGGAAAAGCACAAAGGCCAAAGAGUCUUCAAUUAGGAGACAACAGACUGACUUUGCUGCAGGGUUCUUCGCUCCAGCAAUCAACUCCUCAGAGCCCACCACCCAUCACCCCCAAAACCCCAAGAACCCAAAGUUUUCCCUCGUUGCAAGCUGAUGGGUUGGCAACUGCUAGCUUACAGAGCACCCCACCCCCACCUCCGCCCAAGAGCAAACCCUAUGAGAACAGCAACCCGAGGAAUUCUGUGGAGGUUGCUCCACCACUACCCAGCAGACGGGAAACCAAACCUCCUCCUCCACCCCCAAAAACCAGAAAAUCCAGCGUUGUCUCUUCAGAGCAAGGAUUGCAGUGAGGAUCAUCACUUGCUGGUGUAACGGCAGGCGCCUGGAGUGAAAUUACUGCUUCCUUUUUACUGACAUGCUGGGGCUCUCUGACACUAAAGACUAGUGAUCUCAACUGCCAUCGCAUUCACUCACCUUCGAGUUUUCUUUGGGAAAUACGGAAAGGACCUGUGACUGUGACUGUAUUCCCAACCUCUCGUUUACCUUUCCAGUACUGAAACACUAAUCACAUAACAGGAGAAGUCGCCCUACUGGAAUUCUUGUCUUAGUCUUGUCUGUCCCGAGUUUUUUCACUGAUGCAAUUUCAGCAGCUCAUUCCUAGUGUAAAUCUGUCACAGUAGUGAUUUGCACCAGUGUUCGAAACAAGGUAAGCCGCACCAGUAUGAGAUGUGUCCUACAGUAUUUUCACAUAGGUUCGUUACAGCUUUACAGCUGUACUUACGCACUGAUCCCUCCUCCUGCCCCCGUAGUGUGUGUAGCCAAGCGCUGUAGCCAAGGCAUGAAGUGAAACGGAUCGCAGCCAUUCCUCAGCUGAGAAGUGUCGGCUCCUGAGAUGUCAGGUGCCGGUGUGUGAUGUGCAGUCUCCUAAGGUUCUUGAUUGCAGGCAGAGACCUGAGCGUUGUUAGCAGAAUAAGAAGUCUGUUUUUUUCCUGCUAGUCAUCAUAUGUAUUUCAGAUGAAGUGCAGACAUUCUGCCUUACACCAUCUCUGCUCGAGCAGUGGCAGUCGCUCACUCCCAAUGGAGAGUUUAGGUUCACCAGUACUUGGUCGUAAUUUCACUGUUGAUUCUGGUUUUAACACUACAGAACAGUUGAUAUUCCUCUCUGAAUUAUGUUGCCUACUUGGUUUGUGCUUGCACCUGGGACUUGGUACAAUAUUUCUUCUUUGUGCUUUUUUAUAGGGUGUAAAAAGUUGCUUCUCCCCAGUGAAUAUGUGAGAAUAGAAGCUGCACUGAUACCAGCACCGUACUGGUACCAGCAACUUUGAGAGGAUGGAGGGUACAAAACUAGUUAUAUAUCCUGACCUCAGAAACAAAGUCUGAGAGUUACUGUAACCUUUACUUUGGCUGGGCAAAUUCACUAAAAUAUAAAUAAUUCUCAUCCUCUUUUUUUUUUUUUUCCUGCACCCAUUCAUGGCAGUACUUGCACUUUGUUUUAUAGCCUCCCUUGAUCUGGGUUUUUAACAGCCCCUAGACUUUAAGGAGCCAUUUAGAUCUAGGACACAUGUGAAAGACUUGACAAUUAACCACCGACUUCCCUGUUGCUUGGAUUACGCCAGCUCUCUGCAGCUCUUCUUUCCUUGGAGGAUGGGAUAAUCCGUUUAAUUUUUCUUUUAGCUAUUUAUUCCGUGCUCUGUCUGGAUUCAGCACCAGUCUUUCUAUUUCUUUAGAGAAAAAAGUGACAUGAUCUUAGGUUUAAAUGUUUUUAAAUUCAGGUGAUCCAUGCAGGAAAAGGCUGUUGCACGCUGUUAGAAUAGCCUGCCCUCACAGCGGCAUGACGACCGAAAAUUGAACACAAAUAUCACAGUUAUUCAUGGAGCAGAUGGGCCUUAGACACAGCAUUGCUGGCUGCCUGACCUGCCUCUGGAAGCUUGCUGGUAAAAACCAGGGCGCGAUUCGUGAUUAAUACUCCUAAGGUGGGCAGAUCCGUUUUGCACCGGUGAGGGCUGCUUGUCUCUGAGCUCUGUCAGAAGGGCGGCGGCGCCUGGGGACUUGCCCUUCCGCAGCAGGCUUACAGGGAGUUUGGGCAGCACUUAAGCCAGAAGAAAAUGCAGUUUAAAAUCCUUUUGCAAAGUGUAUUUCUACUCUGCUCUACUCCUAGAAGAUCUAGAUAGAUAGAAAGAUAGAUAGAGCAGCUCUUUUUCUGCUGUGCAGAGCAGGACUUUCCUAAACCGCCUGUUUCAGAACUAAUGUAUUGUGAAGAACUUCACUGUUUUCUUCUUUAUAUAUCUCCCAGCAGCUGAAAAGCCAGUGAAGUUUGGGGUUUUCUUGCUUUGGAAGCACUAUUCUCUUGUCACAUUCAGGCAGAAUAUUUUGCUGUGCUAUUCUGCUGUGUCUGCCUGGUCUAUUUAUAAACAGGUUUUGUCAUGGCUGUUAUUUUUCACUGAUAUUUUCCAGGGAAGGGGAAAAAAAAAAAAAAUCACUCGUCGCUGUUGUUUCCUGCAUUCCAUAGUGAAAGGGAACAUGGGAGUUUGCCUGCAAAGUUCAGAUUCAGACUAAAAAACCCUGAACUUUCAAAAAACUCAUCAUAAAGAGGGACCAGCUGAGAAUUUGGAUCCAAGAUUGUUUCUGAACCUAUACACAACCUUGGCGCUUUGGUUACCGCUUGUGGCCUGUUUAUUUAUCAUCGGAAUUGAUGAAGAUUCUGUCAUGGGCUCUCUCCUCCAGGAAAUGAUUUUGCUUGGUAACUGUAACUGUCAUUUAGGCUCUGGUUAUCUGGUAGAAGCUGGGGAGAUGCACUAAAGACCCUGCUGAGGGUGUUGCUCGCAGUCGUAGUUACAAAUACGGUGGGGCUGGGGUUUUUGCAGGCCACUGCACCGUUACUGUGCUCACCUGACGUAAAUGGGGCCCGUUGCCUUACUGAAAAAUUGAAGUUUGCUAAACCUAAUGAAAGCUUUUCUCAGCAAAGCUUUUUUCAGGGAAAAAACAAAACCAACGAAAUCCUGGGCGUUUUUUUUGUUCAGACUGAAGUAGUCCUUUCUUCUGUACUUAUACAUUUCUUUGGCUUCAGUGUGACUUCAGUUAAACCUGCAGAAGCUGUGCUUACUUUGUUGCCUGCGUGGCUCUGUAAAACAGAUUGCUUCCAUCCAAGGGUCAUAUUGGAUUCAGAUCACAAAACAGGUUUGGAGGCCUUCUGGAAGUUGCACUGCAGUCACAUCACAUUCAUCCGCAGUCAUGUUUGCUAUCGUGCACAUACAGCUGUCUUCUGGGCUGUUGCCUCCUUAAGGGAAAUCUUUGAAACCUUUCUGGACAACUUGACCAUGGUUCACCCCCUCUCUCUGGUGCAUUGUAGGACUUGUCAGCUCCACGUUACGUUCUUGGAUGUAGACUGUGCUUGACUUGAAAACCACAGGGGUUUCUUGUCUUUCAUUUUUUGUCCAUUUCUUCUUCCUCUUGUAACCACCGUCUGUCUUCUGCUGCGCACAUGAACUGAAGGACCCUCUGAAACUCUUCACUUGAACAAGAACUUUCUGUCUUCCGUGAGAAUUUUGCUUUAGGCGGAACAGCAGGAUGUGGUCUGAAUUGUAGAAAAGUACAUAUUAACACCACCUAUUGUUAAUUCAGUGCCUUUCCCUGUUCUACAUCUGCCUGUUACCUCAUUCUUAGGUGCAUUUCCUUUUCAGAGCGGGUUUGCUUUUAACUCCAUUGGUAAAUCAACAGAAACAAGGGAGACAUCAUUGGAAUCCCAGCUAAUGGCUGGUCUGUCUGGGUAAACUAGCUAUCAGCUUUGGGUAUUUUAGUUCCCAGGGACUUUUUUUGAGUCUUUUUUUCCCUACCUGUUUGAUCUGCUUUAAUAACUUUAACUCAUAGAUGUACAUUCAGCAGGUUUGGUUUUUUUCCUGGAGGAGGGAGUUAGUCCCUGCAAAAAAACCUCACGGGAGAAAGUCUGACCUUGGGAAGAAUUUUUCAGCUGAUCUGUAAUGACUCUUUACAUCAUGUGUCUAGCUUGGGGAGACUUGGUUCUGGCUGAUUUUUUUUGCAGCUUUAUAGACUAGGUUUAUGAACAGAGUACUUAGCAUGUAAGUGGUUUGUUACCUUCUCCCCUCCUUUCCUUCCUUGGAUUAUGCAGCUGCCAGCCAUUAGGGAUAAGAAGUUGCUGUCUCUGAGUGCUGAUCCUUGGUGCUAAUACCUGAGCUAGCAAGGUGCCCAAGUCACCUAGAGAGUCAGGAGAGCAAGCAGGGUGGUGGCUGUAACUCAUCCCAGUGCUGGCAGAAGUCUGGGAAGCUUCAGUGCUUUGUGUAAAGUGAGCACUGGCUGAAACAGGCCUUUCGUUCAUAUUCUGAUCUUUGGCUUCUACUGUAGAGCCAGCUCCUUAAAAAGCCGUGAAGAUGGUAUCGUCCUGUAUGCUCUGCCUUGCAGUUGCGCUGUCUCACCUGGCAGGUUCCUUAACCCGUAUCUUGGCAUUGCUGUCUGCACAGCUCAGGCUUUUCUUCUUGCUGCCUUGCUUGUCUGGCCAGGUGGAGGCUGUUGUAGCUGAGACAUCACCCUAACUGGAAGCAGAGGAUCAGCGGGUGCCUAAAGGGUACGGAGUGAGAUUUCCCUUCCCAAGAUAUUUUGGGCAUUUUGGUUCUGGGUCUGAAGUGCUGUAAACUCUUCCCGCUUCCUCUUCUUGCCUUUCAGCAAACUAACUCACAAACUGGAGUUCAGCCUUCUUAAAUAUAUUACUGACUGUGGUAUGUGAAGAGGUAUGUUAGCUGAUAUAAGUCAGCAUCGUUUGCUUGGAGGUACAAGAUGGAAUUUCUGUGCUGUGCCUAAAUUAUGUAGGGCUUUGUGCCAGUUUUAGAAAAAGUAUUGUCUUCUAAGUGUCAGAUUUUUAAAGGCAGUUGGGCAUUUAAGUGUGUGAAGAAGCAUGGGACCUGACUGAUUUUAAUUAAGUGGAAUUAAGUGCCCACACUCAUGAGAAAUCCCACCAGACCCCUGAUUUUAAGUGUUCUGGUCUUUUGCUACAGUACCUACCUGGCUUAAGUUCUGAGAUUUAAUUUUCAGAGACAGUUUAAGGUCUCCCUACUUAGUUUUCAAAAUGAGAAUCAUCUUUCCAUGUUAAUUAGAUGCUUUUGGAAAUGUCAUCUAAUGUCUUUUAAACUGGAGGGCGAAAAAUGGGAGUAGGAGAACAGUCAUCUCUGCAGACCAGAAAUGAGAGCAAACAGCAGCUUUUCUACCCAAUUCAUCGUUUUGAAUAAAACAAAUCUCAAAGUUAAAUAACCAGUCUGCAGAGAAGACAAAAUCUAAUCCCAUUUCAUAGCUAUGCUGUUCAAAGCUAGUGUUAAAUUUCAAGUCUUAGAGGAUUUUUUUUUUUCUUUGGAGAAAUAUGCUCAACACUUGUUUUCUGGAGCUUUUAAUUAAAAUUUGUCAUGCUGUGAAAAAUUCCUUUAAAAAUGUUACAGGCUCUAAUCCACAUCAGGGGAAGAGAGAAACAGACAGCUUUCCAUUUCAGUGGAUUAUUGGAUUAGGAAAGGACACCGAUUCCAGUGAGAACAGCUCUGCGAUCUGCAGUGGCAGAAAAUACUGUCGUGUAUAUGCGGUGGGUUUUGAGAACCUGCAUCUAUCUAAUAACCUUCACGCUCUGCAGCCCAGGGUAUGUUCCACAGACUAACAGUGAGUUAGGCUUGUAGUAAUAACGGCUCAGAUUUUCUCUCCUUAUUUAUUUUUAUAAUUGUAAAUGGAAAUAAUAAGUUUAAGAUGUCUGUAAAUUAACUGUAAUCUUUUUUUUUUAUAGUGAAAACAUUCCUGACCCAUUACUGCUCCUUUCUCUCGAUUCAUUUAAUUAAAAAUCUCCCCUAUCUUAUACUUGCUGUCGCAGACCAAAUUAUCUAGCGGACCAGGGUGAGCGUUUCCUAGGACUACAUCAGAAAGAAAAAAUAAACGAUGUGAUUUUGUUGAUUGCAUGGCAGGAGAGGGGCUUUUCAAAGGCACAAGGUUCACCUAAUUCUGCUCCUCUUACCUUAAAGCACCUCCAGGACAGCGUGUACCCCCAGCAGUCCGGAGGAGCUUAACAAGAGGGAAGAGGUGAAAAGCAUCCGUUUACGCUGUCUUGGUCUGCCUGUUCCCAUGUAAGGCCGUCACUUCAACCUGCGUGACUGCGCACGUUGAACUUGCUUUUCACGUGCACGGUCUGCAGCUUCUGUAUGUUUUAAACAGAGGUGCAGGUCCCCAGCGGCUCUGAGGUUCAGCCCCACUGUGCUGGUGUUAAUUGAUGUAGCUUCUCGUUGUUGGUGUGACAAAGGUUCAAUGACAAGGGAAACCUUGGCACAGGCUCGUCUUGAAUUCAGGAGAAUAUGGAUGUUGUGUAAUGUGUUUUUGUGAGUGUUUUGAGAUCCUGGAUUUGAUGGUUUAGUUAUGAAACCCGCCUCUGCAGGCUGCAAAUACCUUCUUUUUUCCUUUCUUUUAGUCCUCUGCAACUGAAUCCGCGAAAAAUACAGCUUUUAAACUGGCUCUGAAGAAAGAGUAAGAGCUAAGCUUUGGAAAGGGGUUCUGCAGCUCUCUGGGUAAAUGACAUAAGAUUUAGUCUGUAAAGCAAGGUGUAUACAUUUUAUGGUGUUGUUUUUUUUUUUUAUGCAUUAACUGUUGUAAAUUUGUAAAUAUGUUUUAAAAAUAAAUGUAGUUUUUAUGAGUGAA